This is a messenger RNA of Tuber aestivum (summer truffle), 4026 nucleotides long. The record is from the annotation of a GenBank genome assembly. NCBI's taxonomy places the organism in Eukaryota, Fungi, Ascomycota, Pezizomycetes, Pezizales, Tuberaceae.
AUGGCUGGUGCGCCCUAUAUCCCACGGAGAAUAACAAUGACAAAAGUCCCGCUCCAACAGACCGCCGAUGGUUUCUACCUCAACCGCACGCCUUGGUUCGCGUUUUUGCUGCUGUGCAGUAUUUUUGCCCUGUGGGCGGCGGCGGCCAGCAUGAAUGACGUGCUGAUCGCGCACUUCAAGAAAGCCUUUUUGCUCAGCGAUUUUCAGACCGCCUUUGUGCAGUCGGCGUUUUACCUGGGCUACUUUUUCGUGGCGAUUCCGGCGGCCAUGGUGGUGCGUCGCUUCGGCUACAAAAGCACGAUCCUGGUGGGCUUGAUGCUUUACAUGGCGGGCUGCGCGCUGUUCUUUCCUGCGGCCUCCACUGCCACCUACGGCAUGUUCCUGAUGGCGCUGUUUGUGAUCGCGUGUGGGCUGUCGUUUCUCGAAACCGCCUGCAACACCUAUUCGACGUUGAUGGGACCACGGGAAACCGGCACCCGCCGUCUGAACAUCUCGCAGACCUUCCACCCGUUCGGCGCCAUGGCGGGUGUGUAUGUCGGUAGCUUUGUGAUGUUCAAGGACACCGACGCCACCCACGAACAGUUGACCCAAAUGAGCGCCUCCGAGGCGGCCAUCCAGCAGUUGGAAAUGAUUCAGUCGACCCUGCUGCCCUACAAAUGGAUGAUCGCGGUGCUGGUGCUGAUGUUUAUCCUGAUCGCCAUUACCCGCUUCCCCGCAUGCCGGGGCAACGCCAAGGCCGACGUGAAAAAGCCCAGCCUCGGCCAGAGCCUGGCGCGCUUGUCGCGCAACCCGCGCUUUACCUUCGGCGUGCUGGCGCAGUUUCUGUAUGUGGGGGCUCAGGUCGGGGUAUGGAGCUUCACCAUUCGCCUGGCGAUGCAGAUGGGCGGGAUGAACGAGCGCAGCGCGUCAUGGUUCCUGCUGACGACCUUUGCCGCCUAUUUCGUCGGCAAGAUGAUCGCCAACCUAUUGAUGCGCAAGCUGCACCCGGCCAAGGUCCUGGCGAUCUACGGCGUGCUGACCAUUGCCUUGCUUGCCUAUACCAUCCUGGUGCCGAAUAUCAGCGCAGUGUACGCGGCGGUCGCGGUGAGCAUUUUCCUCGGGCCGUGCUGGCCGACCAUUUAUGGCCUGACGAUUGAAGGGCUGGGUGAAGACACCAGCGUCGGUGGUUCGCUGUUGGUGAUGAGCAUCGUCGGCGGCGGGGUGAUCCCGGUGUUCCAAGGCCUGCUGUCAGAUGCCACCCACGGCAAUAUGCAACUGGCCUACAGCGUGCCCCUGCUGUGUUUCGUGGUGAUUGUGGCCUACGCCUAUUCCUGCAUGCGCCACAGUCGCGCCGCACAGCCUAGGGCUGGCGCGGUGGUGGCCUCAUGAAAACCUUCACCCUGGCCUUGUCUCCCGAGCAAUUCAGCGGGGCAGAAAAAACCCUGCUGCAAUCGGCUGAUUUUCGCGUGCUGGCCUGGACCUACCCCAGUGGGGUCAAGGCCCUGGCGUUGGAAAAUGCCCGUGGUCGCGUGGUGGCCUUGCCUUAUCAGGGGCAGAUGAUUUGGUCCGCGACCUUCGACGGCUGCGAGUUGACCAUGCGCAAUAUGUUCCGCCAGCCAAAGCCCAGCGCAACGGUAAUUGGCACCUACGGAUGCUUUAUGUUUCACGCCGGGCUGUUGCGCAAUGGCUGCCCGACCCCAAGCGACGACCACCCGCUGCACGGCGAAAUGCCCUGCGCACCAAUGGACGCAGCCUGGCUGGAAGUGGGCGAAGACGCUGCGGGCCUGUACCUGCGCCUGGGUGGCGAUUACGAGUAUGUGCAGGGGUUCGGCGACCACUAUCGGGCCACACCCACGCUGACCCUGCGGGCCGGCUCGGGGGUAUUUGAUAUCGGCAUGGCGGUCACUAAUCUCGCGGGUAAGGCCAUGGAACUGAUGUACAUGGCCCACAUGAACUACGCCUACAUUCCUGGCGCGCGCUUUGUCGAGCCCCUGGCCGGCGCCCGGGUGCGCGUACGCAGCAGCGUGCCGGCCCACGUCAAGCCAACCCCCGAGUGGGCGGCCUACAUGGCUGAGCUGAGCCGCGACCCUUCACGGCUGAGCAGCCUGGACAGCCCCGCGCUGCAUGAUCCGGAAAUCGUCUGCUUCUUCGAAGAGGUUCCAGCCGAUACCGCAGGCAAUGCGCAUUUUCUGCUGGACCAUCCCGAAGGGUCGGCGUUCUACACCCACUACCGGCCCGAUCAGUUCUCCCAUGCCACCCGCUGGGUCCUGCAUAACGCUGACCAGGGCGUCGCCGCCUUUGUCUUGCCUUCUACCUGCGAACCCGAGGGCUACCUGGCAGAAAAAACCAAAGGCAAUGUGCGUUCAUUGGCCGGCGGACAACAGGCAUUGUUCAGCGUGAGUACCGGCUAUCUGUCGGCUGAAGAAAGGCGCCGCCUGCGGGAUGAGCUAGGCGGCUGAUGAGGUGCGGCAAGGGUGGUCACACCACCCAUUGCGCGCCAUAUUGGGUGAUCAGUUCACGGUACGCUUUGGGCAGCUUCUUGUCGGAGACCACCACAUUGAACUGUUCGAGGCUGGCGAAAUGCGCGGUGCGCACAACGUCGAACUUGCUGUGAUCGGCCAGCAACAGGCUGUGCUGGGCCUGGCGCAAAACCUUCUGUUUGACCGCCACUUCAUUGAAGUUGAAGCAGGUGACACCGAAGGUCUCGCUGAUACCUGCGGCCGAAAUGAAGGCCCAGGUCAAACGCACGCUGUCGAGGAUGCUGCUCUCGUCGGCAUGGUCGAACACUUGGUUCUUGCGAUGAAAGGUGCCGCCACACAGAACGAUAGUGCAGUUGGGCUUCUGUUGCAGCUUGAGCAGCACGUUCAGCGAAUUGCAGACCGCCGUGAACUCCAGCUCAUCGGGAAUGAAAUCAAUCACAAAAGGCACCGUGGUGCCGCAGUCGAAGAACACCGUGUCGCCACUUUUGACAAACGCGGCCGCGAGCUUGCCUAUACGGCGUUUCUCCUCCACAUGCCGAGUGCCUUGCUCCGUAACCUUGUAGUCAGGCGCCUCGGACGGGUCGAAGGCAAGGGUGAUAUGCCCGCCGAGCAGGUGGAACUUGUCCGGGUGACGGUUCAAGUCCCGGCGCAGGGUCAUUUCCGAGACUUCCAGCAAUGCGGCCAUUUCCCGCAGGUGGAUCGCCUUUUGGUCCUGCAGGGCUUGUUGGAUCAGUUUGAUGCGUUCUGAUUGUUUGCUUUCCACAGGCGUUCCGGUCGGCUGGUUAUGUUGUAAUUACAUCAUUUUUUGGUAUUAUAGUCACAUCUUUUGGGCGUGCUUUCUCACAGUUGCGCCCAUCGUGCUCCUUCACCAGGAACGGAUUUCAUGACCUCAAUCACACCCGCAGCACUUGCACAGUUUAUCGACCACACGUUGCUGGCGCCCGACGCAACGCGGCAACAGAUCGCAGCGUUAUGCAAAGAAGCGCAGGAAUACGGGUUCUAUUCCGUCUGCGUGAACUCGGGCCAGGUGCCUUAUGCCGCCCAAUUGCUCAGUGGGCAAAAGGUCAAGGUCUGCGCGGUGGUCGGGUUCCCGCUGGGCGCCGGGCUGAGCGAGAGUAAAGCCUUCGAAGCCCAACAGGCAAUUGCCGUGGGUGCGGGCGAGAUCGACAUGGUGCUCAAUAUUGGCGCGUUGCGCGAGGGCCUGUUGGACACGGUGCGUGACGACAUCGCCAGGGUGCAUCAAGCCUGCGGUUCGGUGCCGCUGAAAGUGAUCCUCGAAACCUGCCUGUUGGACGAGGAACAAAAGAUCCGCGCCUGCGAAAUCUGCCGUGAACUGGGGGUGGCCUUCGUCAAGACCUCGACCGGCUUUAGCCAUCAUGGCGCCACUGCUGGAGAUAUCGCCCUGAUGCGCCGUAUCGUCGGCCCGCAGAUGGGGGUCAAGGCGUCGGGCGGGGUGCGCGAUUACGCGACCGCAGUGGCCAUGAUCGAAGCCGGUGCCACCCGCCUGGGCACCAGCUCGGGGGUGAGCAUUGUCAGUGGCAAGCCUGCGGAAGCGGCGGGUUACUGA